This is a messenger RNA of Dendrobium catenatum, 309 nucleotides long. Its product is annotated as rRNA 2'-O-methyltransferase fibrillarin-like. NCBI's taxonomy places the organism in Eukaryota, Viridiplantae, Streptophyta, Magnoliopsida, Asparagales, Orchidaceae. The transcript has a single exon. Bases 1 to 309 code for a protein of 102 amino acids. The record is from RefSeq and is a predicted model, not a curated record.
AUGGCGGGGGGAGACAGGCGGUCUCCUCCCCGCUCCGGUGGGGGUGGUGGUGAAGGAUCUGGCGGUGGUGGUGAUAGGGAUAGGCAGCGGUCGGGUGUUGGAUCCCGCGGCGGCAAGAAGUAUGUGGAGGUGCAGUCUCCGCCCAAGGCGGGAGGAGGCAAAGCUAGCGGGAAGGGGCCGUCGGGUGGCAAGGCUGCUGUUGAUGAGGUUUCGGGAAAUUCCAAGGGGACCAAGCCCGGGGGCGAGUUAGCUGCAGGUGGCCUCAGGGCUGCUCGUGCGGGAGGUGCUGGACCCAAAGGCGGGUCGUGA